AUGCCCAUGCUAAAUGCAACCCUGUUGCAAGCCUUUGCCGCCGGUGCUGCCUUGUGCUCUACCAGUCUCGGCACAACAUUUACUAUCCUAGGCACAAGCCGUCUUUCAGCAACGCGUCUCGGCGUUGUUUUGACAAGUGCUGCCAUGAUGGAUGAUGUCAUAGGCCUGAUCAUGGUCCAGGUUAUUUCAAACCUCGGUGGUGAUGCCUUUGAUGCCAUCACAGUCGUCAGGCCUGUCGCUGUCUCUCUUGGUUUUGCUAUCAUCAUUCCUGUUCUUUGCAGAUUCAUCGUUCUACCACUUACUGUUCGACUCAAUGCUUUCCGAAACGCGAAUCUGACUUCUAGAAUUUCAAAGACUUUCGCUAUGAGUCAGACUGCUUUUGUCAUUCACACCGGAUAUCUCCUUGGGAUAGUCAUUGGUGCCACUUUUGCAGGCACUUCAAGUCUCUUGGCUGCAUACAUAGCUGGCGCAACUAUCAGUUGGUGGGACUCCGAUGUUCCUCAUCUCGAAGCCCAACAUAUCACCACCAAUGCGUCUGAAGCUACCAGAGAAGGUGUGGUUACCGAAGAGUUAGCAACCCAAGACUCAGCCCCAGAGAGCAGCGUUUUCCCAAAGGUUAUGGAAGGCGGUUCGGGUGCUGAGAUCUUUCAUCAUUACUAUGAACCUGCCCUUCGACAUAUUCUCAAGCCUUUCUUCUUCGCCUCCAUUGGAUUUUCGGUUCCCAUCACAAAGCUUUUCACAGGUCCCAUCGUAUGGCGUGGGGUCAUCUACACCAUCCUUAUGAUAUUCGCUAAACUUGCCUGUGGUUUUUGGCUUAUGUCGUUCAGAAACCCCUUCCGAGCUCUUGUACAGCUUUCUCAUAAACUUAUGCCCAAACUCAAAAAGUCUUCUAAAGGAUUGGUGCCUGGUGCUCAAUGUGCAGACAACACAUCACCUCGCGAUGGGGCCAGUGCAGCACAGGAAGGAGAAGAGCGUGAUAUCAUUCCUCUGGAACCCGUCACUGACACAGAUACAUCUCAGGCUUCUCCGCAAGUGCGUAACGCGACCCCUAAACCCGAAAAGGCUUUGUCUCUAUAUCCAGCAUGUAUCGUUGGUAUUGGCAUGGUAGCUCGAGGUGAGAUAGGAUAUCUGAUCUCGGCACUGGCCGAAAGCAAAGGCAUCUUUGGUGCAACGACAGAUGGCCAGUCGUCAGAGAUAUUUCUGAUUGUUACCUGGGCCAUCACGCUCUGUACGAUCAUUGGGCCUAUAUCUGUGGGAUUGAUCGUCAAUAGAGUCAGAAAAUUAGAAAAUGGGAGUCUAAAGGAGAAGGGUGAGGGAAAGAAGAAUGUUCUAGGGGCCUGGGGAGUGAGCUAG
Molecule: messenger RNA, 1353 nt
Organism: Fusarium musae
Lineage: Eukaryota; Fungi; Ascomycota; Sordariomycetes; Hypocreales; Nectriaceae
Exons: 2
Coding region: 1-1353 (450 amino acids)
Biological process (GO): proton transmembrane transport
Cellular component (GO): membrane
Molecular function (GO): antiporter activity
Source: RefSeq, a predicted model, not a curated record